CGACACCACUUGUUUCCGCUCUGCUACCAGGAAUUAUCCCGAAAAGUUAACAUGUCAGCCACGGCUUCACCUUCUGUGCUCUGCGGACACUUGUUGACGGAAGGAAACCGAUGUAGACUGUCCAAGGACCAGUCCUGUUUGAGGUUCCCAGCCUCCCCCUCUGCCCCCAGGAAAUGGGUUUCUCCCCCACCUCCUCCCAAACACCUCCCCAACACACACUUUUUCUCUUUUUCUUUUUGGUGCUCCACGAGGGAGAUCUGCUCAGUAAUGGGAUUGCACAACCUGGGCUGGAAGCAGGUUGCAAUUGUUGGAGCGACACCGUUGUCCUUGACAACAUUCGUCUGUGCAGGUGAACUCAGACUGGCAGGGGGAGGGGGACAAGAAACAAGGGGAAAUGUAACAAUGAAACCAGGGAGCACUCUCAGCCAAAACCACCAAGGAGUGAGUAAAAGCAAAGCAUCGAACCAAGACAAUAUCGGGGAGUUUCACUGUGGGAUUUUCUCCAACUCCUUUUUCCUCCUUGUCCCCACCCUUUCCUUUUUCUUUUUUUUUAAUUGUGUUUGUUUUUUAUACUCUUAUCAUUUUGCUUUUCGACCUGCUGGAGGGGGAGGGAAUCCUCUCGUGGGGGUUGGGGGAAUGAACAAACACAAAAACAAACAAACAUUCAAACUUAGGGAAAAGGCAACAUACGGCAGCAAAAGAGGCGGGAAAGGAUUCUGCCUAGCUGAGAACAGUCUCUCUUGCCACCAACUGCCGUUGCCGCUGCUGCUGCUGCUCCUUCUUCAUCUUCCUCCCCACUCUUCAACUCCCGCCUACCACACUGCCGUGUUGGGACCUUCUUCCACCAUCUGGAUCCUCCAACACACCCUGCAUUUGGAUGCAAUUGUCGUGUCGCUCGUGCUGCAUCAAUAUCAGUAUUAUUAUUUAUUUGUUGGUUUUUAUUUAUUUAUUUAUUUGAUUUAUUGGGUUUUUCAACAAACAGAAGAAGAAGAAAAGAGGGUAAUUUUGGUUUUUUUCCAUGAGUGUGCAUGUGCAUACCACUGGCACUUCGUUCAUCUGAGUGAGACGAGGAGUCAGUGCUAUGGGCAAGUGAAUCACGAAGCUACUGUAAACUUUAAAAAUUACUGCAAGAUAUUUUUAUAAACCUUUUUUUUUUUUGAUGGGGCUGGUGGGUGGGAGCGGGUGGGCAAGGACUGUUUUUUGUGUUUAAGUUAUUAUUAGGUCUUGGUUAUUUAUAUAUACAUAUAUAUAUUUAAAAAAUUAAGCUGUUAGAUAUAUCUUCUGUUAAUUACUGUGUAGAGGCGACACUGAUUCCUAUUUAUUUUGGGGAGAGGGGGAAAAAAGGUAGAAAAAACCUUAAAUGGUCCUGUUGUGAACUUGACAUUUGUAUUUUAUUUUUUUGGUCUUUUUGCCCUGAGAGCUACACGACCAAGUGUAAUUUAUUCUGGCCCAAGUUCAAAGGUUAAAACAAACAAACACGGUUGUAAACGUCAAAGACAAAAAAUCACAAUGAGAAACACUUCUUUACUGAGGUUUUAAGAAUGUAGGGUUAGCAUUAGAGUGCACUUCUCUUAUGACCUUCAAUUGCUGUUUGUUGGGUUCCUCUGGGUGUAUGUUGUACUACAAGAAUUUUUUUUUUUUUUUAAAUGAUAACAUUGGACAGUUUCUCUCUUUUUGUUGUUGUUGUUGUUGUUUACUUUGUCGUUCCCCCCCACCCCACCCUUCGACCGGUUUCACUUGUACAUAGGUUUGAAAUUUAAAAAAAAAAUAAGUAAGGCACAAUUGGGAUGGUAACCUUUAACCCUUGAGCUUUCCUUGUCCCCCAAAUGGAAGAGAUUUAUUUUAUUUAUUUUUGGGUUGUUUUUAAUUUAUUAUUUUUUCCUAUUCUUAAAAUUGUAUUGCUGUGUGCAUGUCAGAUGCCGUGGGGGUGAUGGCUGGGGAUGGGGGGAGGCCAGGGUGCAAGAGGGGGGGCAGUUUUAAUUGCAUGACAUUGCUGUAAAUUAGUCUCUUUUGCUUUCGUUGUCUUUCCUGCCUCUGCCCUCUCUCUCUGCCCCUCCUCCAGGAUCUCCUGCAACCACCUCCAUCCUCUUUUCCCUCUUUUCUCUCUGUGUAUAGAUUUUUGAUGCUUCUGUUACAUUGUACCUCUACAAAAGGCUGGGAUUUCGAUACAAAAUAAUAAUAAUAAUUUACAAAAAAAAAAAAAAAAAACCUAUAUCAGCAAAACCCAUGCGGUACAAGCAGGAAGGGGAUUACUUACACAAGAUAUAAGAAUAAACGAAAGCAAUACCUCUUGUUAUCCUUCCGAUUUUGUACUUUAACGACACACAUGUGCGCACACACACACACACACUCACAGAAACCAACUGACAUUAUUUAACAGUUUAAAAUGGACAAAAAAUCUGAUGUAUCCCUUGUUAAAUAACUGUGAGCAACUUUAGUUCAAAAAACAAUAAAUUCAUUCAGUAAAGACACUA
Malaclemys terrapin pileata is the source of this 2474-nucleotide messenger RNA. RefSeq lists its product as uncharacterized. The annotation marks the transcript as partial. The record is from RefSeq and is a predicted model, not a curated record. The transcript has a single exon. NCBI's taxonomy places the organism in Eukaryota, Metazoa, Chordata, Testudines, Emydidae.